GAUAGACAGGCUGUGUAUAUGGGAGUGCUCUGUAACUGCAGCCCUACAAAUUAUACAUAAGAAAAAAAAAAAUAACAACAACAAGCAAAAUAAACACCAAAUGCAACAACAUCAAGACAACCUCUUAACAACAACCCAGGCUUAAAAGGAAACUAGUUUUUGGUUCUGUCUUUUUACCAAAUUUUAUAUAUUUUUUUUCCCCCUAAAUAUUUGAAGUCUUAUUAACCAGACACAUCUUGUUUAUUGAUUGGGAAAGAAAACAAAACUAUGAACAGAAGAAAGGUGACUAUGGGGCAUAUGAAGCCCCUAUAGGGUUCAAGGAAAGAGACUUUUUUUUUCAAUUACUUUUAUUAUUUUUUUUUUUUUCUGGUUUGUUGCUGCAAAAAGAGGAGUAAAGAAGAGGCAGCAUCUGAAUGAAGAGUGACUGGGUGAGGACAGCUUGGUGGAGUUUGGGGUCAUUGCAAGAGGAUUGACUAUGGAGGGGAUCAGCUUUGCAUAAAGUGGAUUUUGUUUUCUUUUAAAAGGGUGGGGGGGGGGACAUUUAAACCCCCAUCAUUUUUUUUCUCCAAUACAAUAUUUUCUGGAUUUAAGGACUUUAUUAUGGAGACUGUAAGCAGGAGCAGCUUCCAGCCCCAUCCAGGUCUGCAGAAGACCCUGGAACAGUUUCACUUGAGCUCCAUGAGCUCUCUGGGUGGCCCGGCUGCUUUUUCAGCCCGUUGGGCUCAGGACCUGUACAAAAAGGAGAGUGGGAAAGAACCAGAACCGGUCCUGCACCUGCCCGUCCAGCCUCCCCCGGUUAUCCCCGGGGGGCCUCUCUUUAUCCCGUCUGAUCGUUCUACCGAGAGGUGCGAGACUAUCCUGGAGGGGGAGACCAUCUCAUGUUUUGUGGUUGGUGGGGAGAAGCGCUUGUGUUUGCCCCAGAUCCUUAACUCGGUGCUGCGGGACUUCAGCCUCCAACAGAUCAACUCGGUGUGCGACGAGCUGCAUGUGUACUGCUCCCGGUGCACCGCGGACCAGCUGGAGAUCCUGAAAGUCAUGGGCAUCCUGCCCUUCUCCGCGCCCUCCUGCGGCCUCAUCACCAAGACGGAUGCCGAGAGGCUGUGCAACGCCUUGCUGUACGGAGGGAGCUACCCACCGGGCUGUAAGAAAGACUUCCCCGGCUCCCUGGAGCUGGAACUCAGCGCUAAGAGCUUCAGGGUUUACCACGAGUGCUUUGGCAAAUGCAAAGGUCUGUUUGUGCCAGAGCUCUAUACCAACCCCAGCGCUUCUUGUAUCCAGUGCCUGGACUGCCGCCUCAUGUACCCACCGCACAAGUUUGUGGUGCACUCGCACAAAGCGCUAGAGAACAGGACGUGCCACUGGGGCUUCGAUUCUGCCAACUGGAGGGCAUAUAUCCUCCUGGCACAGGAUUACAGUGGCAAAGAGGAACAGGCCAGGCUGGGGCAGCUGUUGGAGGAGAUGAAGGAGAAGUUUGACUACAGCAACAAGUACAAGAGAAAAGCCACCAGGAUUUCAUCAGAACCUGUUGCUAAAAAAUCCAAGGUUGAUGAUACAGUAAUCCACUCCCCAAAUUCUGCAGAGAAAGACAAAUCAUCCAGUUGGUUACGAAAUUUGUCCAACUCCAAGAAUACUGGGUAUGUCCAUCCUCGACAGCGACUGUCUGCUUUCCGGCCCUGGUCCCCAGCCAUUUCAGCAAAUGAAAAAGAACUCUCCACCCAUCUACCAGCACUGAUUAGAGAUAGCUUUUACAAUUACAAGAGCUUUGAGAAUCUCGUUGCUCCAAAUGUGGCACUAACACCACCUGCCCAACAGAAAGUAAUCACAAGCCCGCCAUGCGCCCCAGCCGUGCCAAGAAACACUCAUACAACAGGCAGUCCUGCUCAGUCACGGAAACGAAGGCCCACGGCAGAACUGCCCACGGUGCCCGAGACACCAGCCCCUUCAGUGCCCAUCAGAGAAGAGGAGAAAGAGUCUGAAACAGAGAUUGAGGUGGAAAACAGAGAAGAAUGUAAGUUUACCUCUUCAUUGUCUUCACUGUCUUCUCCCUCCUUCACGUCCUCGAGUUCGGCUAAAGAGUUGAGCUCUCCAGGUAUGGUAGCUCCAACUGUGAUCAGCACUUCAUAUGAGAUGGUAUCCCACAGCGAUCCUCAUAGCAGUGGAUUAGAGGCAGAGUUGGAACAUCUAAGGCAAGCGCUAGACAGUGGUCUUGAUUCCAAGGAAGCCAAAGAAAAGUUCCUUCACGAAGUAGUUAAAAUGAGAGUAAAGCAAGAAGAGAAGCUUAAUGCUGCUUUGCAAGCCAAGAGGAGUCUUCAGCAGGAACUGGAAUUCUUGCGGGUGGCAAAGAAAGAAAAGUUAAGAGAAGCGACAGAAGCCAAACGUAAUUUAAGAAAAGAAAUUGAGCGCUUAAGGGCAGAGAAUGAAAAGAAAAUGAAAGAGGCUAACGAAUCACGGUUACGCCUGAAGAGGGAGCUAGAACAAGCCAGGCAAAUUAGGGUGUGCGACAAAGGCUGCGAAGCUGGCAGGAUACGAGUGAAAUACUCUGCCCAGAUUGAAGAUCUGCAAACAAAGCUCCAACAUGCAGACCACGACAGAGACCAGCUCCGGGCAGAUCUAACUCUAGAAAGAGAAGCCAGAGAACAUUUGGAAAAAGUUGUGAAGGACCUUCAAGAACAGCUUUGGGCCAAGUCUAGUAACCUUCCCAGCAGUGAACACACAAGGAAAGACAUAGAAAAUUAAAGAAAAAAACAAACAAACUUUUUUUAUUAAAAAAACAUUAAUACCUUAUCUAUUCAUAUACAGAAUUCUAUGUAUAUGCGCAGGAAGGAGGAGGAGAUUGUGCGAUGUAUGCAUGUAAAGAUGCAUGUGUGUGUGUAUGAGGUAGUGUGCGGUGGGGCACACACAAAUAAAUAUGGACUUUCUCAAUAGAUGGAGGGAAUUUGUUACUUUAUACAACAGAAGCACUGAACCAUGCCUCUCUGAACCUACACAGCACACCAUCUUACUGUGCCUCAGACAGUGUGUUUAUCAGCAAGAGUCCUUUUGACUCCCUGAAGAAACCAUUUUUUGUCUAUUUCUAAUCAUCUACAAUUGAUCAGCAGCAUUCAAUUAAAUCAAGGUUUAUAAAAAAAAAAAAGCAAGCAUGAGCAACAGUUUUUACACUGAUUUUUUUUUUCUUCUUUUGCUUGCUUGGAACACUUUGGAAUUUACAUUUUUUCUUAUAAGCUAUUUAAUAUAUAAAUAUAUAUUAAAACGAUGAGAACAUUCUAAAGACUUGAUAUUGAAAAAAAAAUGUACAAAAAAAUAAAUAUAGAACCUAUCAAACAAGAUUUUUGUAUAACAGACCUGAAAAACCUUGAUGCACAAUUUUAACUGACUUGUUACAGGAUUUGGAAUUUCUUUUGAAAAUUCUCUCAACUACCCCCACACCCUAGACUUCAAUGCCAUAUGUAUGUCGACUGUGCAAUGUAUUUUGUAGCAAGCCAUCAAUAAUAACCUUUGUCAACUGGACUCUCCUGCAGCAAUUAAGUUUUACAUCAGACCAUGUUUGGAAUUAUUCAAAAUGCUCCACUUUUUUUAUUUUUAUAUAUAUAUAUUUUUAUUGUUUUUAUUUUAAUUUUUCUUCAGAACUGCAAAAGAAGGACAAGUGUAUCUGCAUUUGUAUGGGAGGGUGAAAAGACUGGUAAACUGAUUUAAUGGAACUGUUCAGCCUUAAAACCCAGUGUUUAUGGAUAGUAACAUACCGAUAAAGUGUGCAUGGGCAUAUGUUCUGGCCAAGACUUGAUCACAAAGUGAAAAUAUCUGAAUAGAACAAAGGAUAUGCCUGGGCUGCUAAAAAGCUUACAGAAAGGAUCUAGUAUUAGGAAUUCUUCUAUCAUUUGCAAUCGGUUCUUAGUUUUCUGGUUAAACCUUUAUUCUUUGUUACAUCCAAUGUAUGUUUUAUUUUUGCUCAGUUCAGUAUUUUUUGUAUCAUGUUCACCUCCCGCAUUUGUAUGCUUGCUGGCAAUGUAGAAUGUUAUCAAAACCUAUAGAAAGCAGAAACUCUAUUGCUGCUAUAUAUGAAGCAACAUUGUUUACCCAAAAACUCAAAUUUCUAUAAUUUGGGAUAGAUGCAUGAUCACCAAGGGAAAAAUGCAGCGUUACUUUUUUUUUAAAUUUUUAUUUUGUUUUAAUAUUUUUUUAGGUUAUUAAUUCUUUUAAAGAUAUGUAUAUAAUUCAUUUUUUUUUUUUUUUUUUUUAAACCUGCACUUUUCCAUUAAUGCAAAGUAUGAACUGUUCCGGAUAGUUAAACAAGAAAACUAUUUACCAUAAAGCACAAUAAAAAAUAUGCAAUAAACCUUGCACAGAGAAUAGAUAACUCCCCUCCUGUUUUUCUGACUCUCCAGCAUAUCUGUUCUGUACUUAUCAGUUCUGAGGUGCUCUAUACAAAUUAGUUUUAAACUUAAAAAUGCUUCUAUUAAGACCUUAUCAUGGAGAUUAUCACAGACGUAUAUUUCUAAAAAUGAAAUGUUUAUUAAUAUUCCUAUAAUAAAUACAUUUAAAAAAAAUAUUAUGUCCUAUCCUCAAAUUAUAGUUAUUUAGUUGCAUUAAGAAAGUAUUUUUGUGAAUCCAGUCAAAUGCUCAUUAAUACGUUACCAUGUUCUAAACAAUAAAUUGGUCGAACAACUUAUAUGCUAAAGUUACCAUCAAGACAGUGCUGGUUGUUGUUUAUUUGAAGGUGUUAAGUGUAUUACAAGAUGGUAUCCAGCUCUUGAAUUGGUUUUGGGGGAUCAUUGGUAAGUGACUGUAUUGGAAAUUAUCCACUAUGGAUUUUUCCAGAUUUAAACCUACUGCAGUUGUUAAUAUUACUACUUGGGGGUAACAUCAGAUACAGUUUAGUUGUUACAAUGUAGUAAAACUUACAACUGUAGUAACAUCUGGACCUUAGUAGAUAGCGAAUCUAGUUGGAAGUUUAAUAUAAAAAAGAAUAGGGCACCAAUAUAGGUAGAUUGUAAAUAAUCCAGCCUAAGGGAAACUGGCAUACUGCUUGCAAAUUCUUAGUCUUAUGAUUGAAGUUCUAGUUAUCAAUUCUUCGGUUUUAAAUGUUUAAAAUUGUUAUUUAUAUUGUUUUAAUUGCUUUUUAUGUUAUUCAGCUGCAUCUUUUAGUUUUGUCUUUAUGCAUCCUUUGGGGCUUCUUGUUAACUGCAGCUAUUGCUAAAUACGUACUGAACUAGUCUUUUUUUUUUCUUUCUCAGAUAGCAUGGGAAAUGUAUGAAUUACUUUCUAGGAUUUUUUUACUUACAAUUUUCAUUUUUUUAAGAUUACACAGGAUGGCGGACUAAAAAAAAAUAUUUUCCUAUUUUUUUUUUUUAAUUAUAACUGGUCAUUUGAUGAUUUGACUACAAGAGCCAUGUUUGAAGAAUUACUGUAUUCUCAGAAUUUAUAUAAUCUUGACUGCUUUGGUUUACCUUAAAGGUGAAUAAACGUCUUACCGCAAAAAUCCA
Bombina bombina (fire-bellied toad) is the source of this 5480-nucleotide messenger RNA. RefSeq names its product SKI proto-oncogene (gene SKI). Gene Ontology annotation, cellular component: nucleus. NCBI's taxonomy places the organism in Eukaryota, Metazoa, Chordata, Amphibia, Anura, Bombinatoridae. The transcript has 7 exons. The coding region runs from base 601 to 2736 and encodes 711 amino acids. The record is from RefSeq and is a predicted model, not a curated record. Gene Ontology annotation, biological process: negative regulation of BMP signaling pathway. Gene Ontology annotation, molecular function: DNA-binding transcription factor activity, RNA polymerase II-specific; SMAD binding; RNA polymerase II cis-regulatory region sequence-specific DNA binding.